Molecule: messenger RNA, 475 nt
Organism: Sceloporus undulatus (fence lizard)
Lineage: Eukaryota; Metazoa; Chordata; Lepidosauria; Squamata; Phrynosomatidae
Product: torsin-1B-like
Exons: 2
Biological process (GO): protein localization to nucleus; nuclear membrane organization
Cellular component (GO): endoplasmic reticulum lumen; nuclear envelope
Molecular function (GO): ATP hydrolysis activity; ATP binding; kinesin binding
Source: RefSeq, a predicted model, not a curated record
AAAGUGGCCCUAGACUUUUGGAGGAGAGGACAGGACAGGGAAAAGAUCCAGCUGAAAGAUCUAGAGCCGGUGUUAUCCGUCGGCGUUUUUAACAACAAGAACAGUGGUCUCUGGCAUAGCAGCCUCAUCGAUCGAAACCUCAUUGAUUACUUUGUGCCCUUCCUUCCCCUGGAGUACAAACAUGUGAAAAUGUGCAUCCGGGCAGAGAUGAAAUCCCGUGGCAACCCCAUCGAUGAGGAGGUGGUUCAAAAGGUGGCCGACGAGAUGACCUUUUUCCCGAAAGACGAGCGGAUCUACUCCGAUAAAGGCUGCAAAACAGUGCAGACCAAGUUGGAUUUCUAUUGAGGUGGCUUUAGGAUUUUUCUCCUCUCCUUUUACAACAUUAAACUAGGAAGUGGAUGAUGAAGGAUUUCUUGGAGCCACUACUGGAGCACUUUUGAAACAAGGAAAAUCUAUGGAUUUGCACUUUCAAACA